AAUUAAGUAUUUCAUUGCAGUGAUUACAGUGAUGAUCAUAUCUGAGAUUUUUUACUACAGCGGAAGUGAGCGUAAGAUGGAUAGUGAUAGUUACCACAUCGAUGGCGACGAUGGGAAAGUUUGCUCUUCUAUCUCGUGUCCAAUAUGCAACUAGAGGAGCAAAAGCCCAGAACCGUGUGUGCUGUGCUGAAAAAGCGUCAAUAUUAGCAACGCAAAUUCUUGGACGACAACGGAAGCAUUUCACUUCAUCGACAACGACGACGAUGGAAAAAGAAACGACAACGGAAGUAAAAGAUCGUCACUUGACGCUUUUGGAGGUUGAGGCAAUAUGUAGCAAAGCUCUUUCUUCGUCUGGGCUCAAUCCUGAUGCAACUGCUGCAAUUACAGAAGUAGUUACUGUCGCUGAGCGUGAUGGAUGCCAUUCCCACGGCCUUUUCCGAGUACCAGGAUAUUGCCAGGCACUGUUGUCUGGCAAGGUUGACGGUUCAGUGAAACCAAAAGUUCACGACGUAGCUCCAGGGGUAGUCAGGGUUGAUGCAGGUGGUGGAUAUGCGCCGCCGGCCAUUCUUGCUGGUCGUGAUCUUGCCAUACAAAAAGUUCGCAAGAACGGUAUUUCGUGCUUGGCAAUCCACAAUUCUGUACACUUCGCUGCACUAUGGUGGGAAGUGGAAGCCCUGGCAAACGAAGGCCUAGUAUCUCUUGCUUUUGUCAAUUCUCGUAGUUUUGUUGCUCAUCACCCCGGUGGCAAACGAAAACUAUACGGUACCAAUCCAAUGGCAUUUGGCUUUCCAAGGCCUAUCGGCACGUCGUCCGAAAAUGAAGCACGCGGUCCUUUGGUCUGGGACCAGGCAUCUGCCGCAAUGGCACGAGGCGAAAUCCAAUUGUGUGAACGGGAUGGUCACACUUUAUCCGAAGGUGUUGCAAUCGAUCGCCAUGGUCAACCAACAACCUCGCCCGAGGCUGCACUGGUAAGUUCCAUUGUCUCUGGGAUACUACUUUUGCAUGAUCUUGGUUUCUGAGUCGAGAUAAAAUUCUUUGUUUCUAGAAAAAUUUGACCCACUCUAUUCCUCCGUGCCUCUACUUUUAUCGCUUCAAACCAUAGGAUGGGGCACAGGUGAGUUUUUGUUUGUUGUCAAUGUAUGAUAUAUUUUGUAUAGCUACUCGAUCUGCAUUGCAUCCGUUUCUUUUCUCUGUUGUAUCCUAGUUUCCAACUCAACGUAUCCAUCAACAUUUACAUUACACAGUUGCCCUUCGGUGGUCAUAAAGGCUCCUUGAUAGC
This is a messenger RNA of Pseudo-nitzschia multistriata, 1279 nucleotides long. NCBI's taxonomy places the organism in Eukaryota, Bacillariophyta, Bacillariophyceae, Bacillariales, Bacillariaceae. The record is from the annotation of a GenBank genome assembly.